AUGACGGGCGGAAGGUUCGACUUCGACGAUGGCGGCACCUACUGCGGCGGCUGGGAGGAGGGCAAGGCGCACGGGCAUGGCAUCUGCACGGGGCCCAAGGGCCAGGGCGAGUACUCGGGCUCCUGGUCGCACGGCUUCGAGGUGGUCGGAGGCUACACCUGGCCCAGCGGCAACACCUACCAGGGCUACUGGGCGCAGGGCAAGCGGCACGGGCUGGGGGUGGAGACGAAGGGCAAGUGGAUGUACCGGGGGGAGUGGUCACAUGGCUUCAAGGGGCGCUACGGGGUUCGGCAGAGCCUGUGCACCCCCGCUCGCUACGAGGGUACCUGGAGUAACGGGCUGCAGGACGGGUACGGCGUGGAGACCUACGGGGACGGAGGUACCUACCAGGGCCAGUGGGCCGGCGGCAUGCGGCACGGCUACGGCGUGCGCCAGAGCGUGCCCUACGGCAUGGCCACGGUGAUCCGCUCGCCGCUGCGCACGUCGCUGGCCUCGCUGCGCAGCGAGCAGAGCAACGGCAGCGUGCUCCACGACGCCGCGGCCGCCGCCGACAGCCCGGCCGGCAGCCGCGGGGGCUUCGUGCUCAACUUCCAUGCCGACGCCGAGCUCGCGGGCAAGAAGAAGGGGGGUCUCUUCCGCCGGGGCUCCCUCUUGGGAAGCAUGAAACUGCGCAAGUCCGAAUCCAAGUCCUCCAUCUCCAGCAAGCGCAGCUCGGUCCGCAGCGACGCGGCCAUGAGCCGAAUCAGCUCCAGCGACGCCAACUCCACAAUCAGCUUCGGCGACGUAGAUUGUGAUUUCUGCCCGGUGGAAGACCACGUGGACGCCACCACCACGGAAACCUACAUGGGCGAGUGGAAGAACGACAAGCGCACCGGCUUCGGCAUCAGCGAGCGCUCCAACGGCAUGAAGUAUGAAGGCGAGUGGGCAAAUAACAAGAGGCACGGGUACGGCUGCACCGUGUUUCCCGACGGCUCCAAGGAAGAGGGAAAAUACAAAAAUAAUAUUCUGGUCCGUGGAAUAAGGAAGCAGCUUAUACCAAUAAGAAAUACAAAAACUAGGGAGAAGGUGGACAGAGCGAUCGAAGGCGCGCAAAGGGCAGCCGCCAUGGCGAGAACCAAAGUGGAAAUAGCAAAUUCAAGGACCGCGCACGCAAGAGCCAAAGCUGACGCCGCCGACCAGGCUGCCCUGGCUGCCCGCCAGGAGUGUGACAUCGCGAGAGCUGUGGCCAGAGAGCUGUCACCUGACUUCUACCAGCCAGGCCCGGAUUAUGUCAAACAGAGAUUUCAGGAAGGUGUAGAUGCUAAAGAAAAUCCAGAAGAAAAGGUCCCGGAAAAGCCACCUACACCAAAGGAAUCUCCUCAUUUUUAUCGCAAAGGCACGACACCCCCAGGGUCUCCUGAGGCAAGUCCCAAACAAGGCGGCUCUCCCUCCCCAGAGCCCGUGAAGAAGCAGAAUCCCAGCUCAGGGGCAAGACUCAACCAAGACAAAAGGAGUGCAGCCAAGGAGCAGGUGACGGCCACCGUCAAUAAGCCCUUGACCUCCAAGGCUCCCACGAAGGAGGUGGGAGCGGCUGUGCCCCACUCCAGGUACUCUGGCCGUCACCACGUCCCUAACCCCAGUAACGGGGAGCUGCACUCUCAGUAUCACGGUUACUACGUGAAACUGAACGCCCCCCAGUACCCCCCGGAGGACGUGGAGGAGGAGGAAGGGCCAAGCCAGUCUUCCUCGGCGCUGGUGCACAAGCCAUCGCCCAACAAGUGGAGUCCCCCUAAAUCUGUGACAAAACCAGUUGCCAAAGAAAGCAAAGCUGAGCCAAAAGCUAAGAAGUCUGAACUUGCUAUACCAAAGAAUCCAGCAAGCAGCGAUUCGUGCCCUUCUGUGGCAAAAGAAGCCAAUUCGGGCCCUAAUUCAAUCAUGAUUGUCCUCGUCAUGCUGUUGAAUAUUGGGUUGGCAAUCCUUUUUGUUCACUUUCUAACUUGAUUGGAAUUAGGAAAGUAGGGAGCUGGGGAAACAAACGACUGCCCGAGGAAUGUGGUCGGAGGAUUGUGUUGCUGUGGCCGUGGUUCCAGCAUUCACUCCUGUCUCAUUAGAAGAAGUAGGUAGCAGCAUCACUCACCAGUCUUAUGCCAUGACCUGCUGCUUUCUCAUCUCCUGGAACGUCCCGGGAGAGAAGGUGUCGUUGGCUUGUGCACGAUUAUGUUCAUUUCUGCUGUUUAUUUAAAUCCGAUGUAUAGUCAUCUACAACACGCGGUCCUGGCUGGAUGAAGCACAUGUGUCGCAUCUCAAGGAAAAGAAACAACAGAAUGCUAGAGAAAAUGUGUUUAUUUUGAUAGCAAUACAUCAUUCUUCAUGUCGUUUAGUCUUCCUAAACCUGUAAAAGGCUAUUUAAAAUUUAGCAAUU
Molecule: messenger RNA, 2401 nt
Organism: Eubalaena glacialis (North Atlantic right whale)
Lineage: Eukaryota; Metazoa; Chordata; Mammalia; Artiodactyla; Balaenidae
Gene: JPH1
Product: junctophilin 1
Exons: 6
Coding region: 1-1980 (659 amino acids)
Cellular component (GO): sarcoplasmic reticulum; plasma membrane; junctional membrane complex
Source: RefSeq, a predicted model, not a curated record